AACAGAAAAUAGAAAAUGAAAAUCACAAAGCAAUUCCCAGGAGUCCUCUGGGGGCCCUCGGGCCCAGCGCCACGCAGGGCCGGGCAGCGGCGGCCGCAGCGCGGGGGAAGCGGCGGGGAGGUGGGGCGCGGAGCCGCCCCUGCGGCGCCGCGGUUGCAGUUUCGAUUUUCCCUCUCCGGUUGCGGUUCCCCGGCAGCUCCUCCCUCGGCGCGGGGGUUCGGAAAGUCCCUGCCGGACCCCGUCGGCUUUAAAGGUAGCGGGGUGCGGGUGAGGCUGGGACUCGCGGGACGCCCAGCCGCCGUCAUGACCGCCGAGCAGCGCCGGAAUCUGCACGCCUUCGGGGACUAUGUCCGGAAGACCCUGGACCCUACCCACAUCCUGAGCUACAUGGCCCCCUGGUUUAGGGACGACAUGGUGCAGUAUGUUCAGGCUGAGAAAAACAAUAAAGGCACGAUGGAAGCCGCCUCACUUUUUCUCAGGUACCUGUUGGAGCUCCAGGAGGAAGGCUGGUUCCGUGGCUUUUUGGAUGCCCUUGACCAAGCAGGUUAUUCUGGACUUUAUGAAGCCAUUGAAAGUUGGGAUUUCCAAAAAAUUGAAAAGUUGGAGGAGCACAGAGCACUUUUAAGGCGUUUACAACCAGUGUUUAAAACCAGAGUUAAUCCGAAAGAUAUCCUUCCUGAUAUAUCUGAAUGUUUAAUUGAUCAGGAAUGUGAAGAAAUUAUCCAGGUUUGUUCCAACAAGGGGCUGAUGGCAGGUGCAGAGAAAAUGGUCGAAUGCCUUCUCAGAUCAGACAAGGAGAACUGGCCCAAAACUUUGAAACUUGCUUUGGAGAAAGAAGAAAGCGUGUUCAGUGAGCUGUGGACUGUAGAGCAAGGUGCAAAAGGAGUUGAAACUAAAGAUCUUGGGGAUGAGGAAAUAGAAACUUCUGAGAUACAGAUUUUCUACAAGGAAGAACCAGAAUACCAGAAUCUGAGUCAGAAUUCAAGUCCACCUUCAGAAGUGGCCCCAUUGAAUAUAAGAAAUUACCAACUGGAGCUCGCUUUGCCUGCCAAGGAAGGAAAAAACACAAUAAUAUGUGCUCCUACUGGUUGUGGAAAAACCUUGGUUUCGCUUCUUAUAUGUGAACAUCAUCUUAAGAAAUUUCCACAAGGACGAAAGGGGAAGGUGGUCUUUUUUGCUAUUCAUCUCCCACUGUACGACCAGCAGAAAUCCGUAUUCUCGCAAUAUUUUGAAAGACGUGGGUACAAAGUUGCAGGCAUUUCUGGAGCAACAUCUGAGAACGUCAUAGUGGACCAGAUUGUUGAGAACAAUGACAUCAUCAUUUUGACUCCACAGAUCCUCGUGAACAGCCUUAAGGAUGGGACUAUUCCAUCACUCUCUGUCUUUACUUUGAUGAUGUUUGAUGAAUGCCACAACACCAGUAAACACCAUCCUUACAAUAUGAUCAUGUUUAAUUAUCUAGAUCAGAAACUUGGAGGCUCUUCAGACCCACUGCCCCAGGUCGUUGGGCUGACUGCCUCCGUUGGUGUUGGGGACGCCAAAAACAGAGAUGAGGCCAUGGAACAUAUCUGCAAACUGUGUGCUUCUCUUGACGCGUCAGUGAUCUCGACCGUGAAAGACAACUUGCAGGAACUGACGGAAGUGGUUUAUAAGCCCGAGAAGAAUUUCAGGAAAGUGGAGUCACGAACCACCGACGGUUUUAAGUGCAUCAUAUCUCAGCUGAUGAGGGAGACAGAGAGUCUGGCAAAGAGCAUCUUUGACGAACUUGGUGCUGUCACUCCUGAAAACUUAUCUCGCUUUCAAAAUCGGGAUUUUGGAACACAGAAAUAUGAACAAUGGAUUAUUGCAGUUCAGAAAGCGUGCAUAGUGUUUCAGUUGCCUGACAAAGCCGAAGAGAGCAGGAUUUGUAAAGCGCUGUAUCUGUACACUUCUCACCUGCGGAAAUACAAUGACGCCCUCAUUAUCAGUGAGCAUGCACGAAUGAAAGAUGCUCUGGAUUACUUGAAGGACUUCUUCAAUAAUGUCCGAGCAGCGGGAUUUGAUGAGACCGAGCAAGAUCUCACUCGAAGAUUCGAAGAAAAGCUACCAGAACUAGAAAGUGUUUCCAUGGAUCCCAGCAACGAGAACCCUAAGCUCAAAGACCUCUGCUUCAUCUUGCAAGAGGAGUACCACUUAAACCCAGAGACGAGAACCAUUCUCUUUGUGAAAACCAGGGCUCUUGUGGAUGCUUUAAAGAAAUGGAUUGAAGAAAACCCUAAACUGAGCUUUCUGAAACCUGGCAUAUUGACUGGCCGUGGCAAAACAACUAAUAACACAGGAAUGACCCUCCCAGCACAGAAGUGUGCAUUAGAUGCAUUCAGAACCGAUGGAGAUAACAAGAUUCUGAUCGCCACCUCAGUUGCUGAUGAAGGCAUCGACAUUGCUCAGUGCAAUCUGGUCAUCCUGUAUGAGUAUGUGGGCAACGUCAUCAAAAUGAUCCAAACCAGAGGCAGAGGAAGAGCAAAAGGUAGCAAGUGCUUCCUUCUGACUAGUAAUGCUGAUGUAAUUGAAAAAGAAAAAAUGAAUAUGUACAAAGAAAAAAUGAUGAAUGACUCCAUUUUAAGCCUUCAGGCAUGGGAUGAAGCAAUAUUUAAAGAAAAGGUUUGCCAGAUACAAAUUCAUGAAAAAUCCAUCAGAGAUAGUCAAGGAAAAGCAAAACCUGUACUUGAUAAGAAAAAUAAAAAACUGCUCUGCAGAAAGUGCAAAGCCUUUGCAUGUUAUACGGCUGACAUAAGAGUCGUGGAGGAAUGCCAUUACACUGUGGUUGGAAAUGCUUUCAGGGAAUGCUUUGUGUGUAGAUCACACCCCGAACCAAAGAUCUUUGGGAGUUUUGAGAAGAAAGCAAAGAUAUACUGUGCCAGAGAGGACUGCAGCCAUGACUGGGGAAUCUGUGUGAAGUAUAAGACAUUUGAGAUUCCAGUUAUCAAAAUUGAAAGUUUUGUGGUGGAGGAUAUCGCAACCAGAGUUCAGACACUGUAUGCAAAGUGGAGGGACUUUCAUUUUGAGAAGAUACCAUUUGAUGCUGCAGAAAUGUCCAAAUGACCUGAGGACUUCAGUCUUCAGCUACAGGGAAUGGGUGACCUUGAGCGAAGAAGUGAGCCCCAGCGAGCAAACCAUGGAUCGCCUGUACCACCAUAAAGAUGUUUUACCAAGACUUGUACUGCGCUGAAUAUUUGUCACUGACCUUUGCCUUCUGUUCAUUGUUUUCAACAGUUUGUACUCUGUCGUAUGUGUAAAGCACAUGGGAGCGAAUCACAGCAUGGAAUGCUUUGUAGACCAAUAGAGCUCUAAGUACUUGGGAAAAAUUAAAAAGCUGAACUUUCCUUUCUAUCCUUCCCUUCAGAACUAACUGCCAGUGUGUCCCCAGUAGCCACUCAGCGCACAUUGGAAUAAAUGAAUGAAUGAAGGUUGAAAAAGUUUUCCAUACUUCCGUUUCUUUCCUUAACCCACUGUAAACUGGCUUUUGCUCUUAACAAUCUAGUGAAAUUGUUCUUGUCAAGGUCACCAGUGACUCUGGUCGCCAGAUCCGUUGGGCACUUCUUAGUCCUUCUCUUUCGACCUCUUUGCUGCGUUUGGUCCUGUUGAGCACUCCUUUCUUGGAACUCCCUCUUGGCUUCUUCCCUUGCAGCUCUAUCCCAGUCUUUUCUAUUGGUUCCUCUUUGCGAUCCCUUAAAUGUUGAUAAUUCCAAGGCUUCAAUAUAUGUACAUAUACAUAUGUAUCAUAGUUACAUAUGCUCAUGUUCUCUGUGUAGCAACAUGUGGCACGUAAUCUUAAAACUCGAGUGGAUGACGUUUAGUAAUGGGGGCAUGUAAAUGAUACGGUAGUGCUUGAGAAGCUGAUAUCUGUUCUUUUAGUUGAUUGUACCUCUUGCCCUAUUCAUUUGCUUUCUUAACCUGUACCAUCAUUCCCUUUGAAUGGUCAUCUCAGGCCAUUUUCCAGCAAUAGUGGAUGGUCAACAUUUGGACUGUGUUCUCGGUUAGGUCCCUUGGGUGAUACUGAUGAGGCAGUUUAAUUUUCUGUUCUUGCUAUUUACAAAAUCAGAAUACAUAUCCAGAUGCCAUUCCUGUGUCACUUAACAAGGUUUGCUGAUGCUCCAUAGCUUAGUUUUGGAUUUUCUAGACAUGAAGACAGCUGCCUGAGUUUUGCUGUUUCCAUCCAGGCCAAGAUAUUUUGUGUUCGGUUCAGGGUAGGCUCUACAGUAAUUGAAGCAGCUUCUUAAAACAGACUCAGAUUAGUUGUUUGUAAUUCACCAGGACCAUCAAUGGCUUAAACAAACCUCCAAACAUCAUAAAAUGUUAAUAAUAUGUUCAACAUAUGUGAUUGCAUAACUCUUUUCAAGUGGCACCUGUUUACAUCUUUGGAGUCCAAGAGACCACCCAUAUACCCCAAAUCAAGCCUGGAGAUCAGUGGGGUGACAUGCUACAGCUCCCUCACUCUCCAUUUCAUCUGGCUGAGACUCAGAGAACCUACCAGGUACAUAACUUCUCCUUGGCUUAAUUUUCUACAUCUGUAAAACAAGGGUUAGUGGAGGGUUUUUAACUGAAAUAAUGUAUGAAAAGUACAUGAUAUACACAGUAGUUGCUUGAUAAUUGUUAUUACUAGAGGUAGUCUUAGUAAGUCACAAUUAAAAUGGGUUAUUUAAGCCAAUUUCCUUGCUGAUUUUUAUUCAUUUUCCAUUUAUAUUUCAUUAGCGUAUUAAGGUUCUGGUCACCAAUUCCAACGUGGGGGGUUUCCCCACACCACUGAGCAGUUCUCUGGCUCAGUUCUGACACUACCUGGACAUAGCAUCAGAUCUCACAGGUUAAGGGCUCCAUCCUACAAGAGUGUCCCCCGCCUCCCACUUCAGAUGCCGAUCACAAGUCCAGGUUGUCACCUGUGCUUCUGGAACAAGUGGCUCUAGAUUGGAGGUUCUUACGGCCUCCUCCUUGGGUUCUAUUGAUUUGCUAGAGCAUCUCAAGGAGCUCAGAGAAACGUUUUACUUGCUAGAUCACCUGUUUAUUAUAAAAGGAUGUAACUCAGGAACAGCCAGACGGAAGAGAUGCAUAGGGUGAGGUACGGGGAAAGGGCGUGGAGUUUCCAAGCUCUCUCUGGGUGCACCACUCUCCUCAAAUCUCCACGCUUUCACCAAAUCGGAAGCUCUCUGAACCCUGUCCUUUUGGGUUUUUAUGGAGGCUUCAUUACGUAGGCAUGAUGGAUUAAAUCACUGGCCGUUGGUGACUGAUUCAACCUCCAACUCCUCUCUGCUCCCCAGAGGUCAGGGGGUGGGACUGCAAGUUCCAACCCUCUAAUCACACGGUUGAUUCUCCUGGCAAGCAGACCCCAUCCUUAGGUGUGUUCCAAAAGUCACCUCAUUAACAUAACAAAAGACACCUUUGCUGCUGUCAUCACUUAGGAAAUUCCAAGAGUUUUAGAAGCUCUGUGCCAGAAAUGGGGAUGAAGAACAAACAUGUAGGCCUGUUUUUCUUAUUACAAGUCACAGUCUCACAGGCGUCUCUGUUUAAAUGAGAUCGCCUUUUUUGGAUGCUGUUGUUUCAGAACUCCAAUAGGAUGUGUAAAACAUCUACUGGAAAUCUGUUUGAGAAAGUUCUCUCAAGUGUCUAAAUGGCUCAGUUUGGAGGAAGGUGAAUGGUCCUCUCUUCAGCCAAUAGACGGCGGCAGACUAAAGCUGAAGCAAGCAAACUCAGAAUUUCCUUGUUGGGCUUUAGCUUGGAGUCAAGCCAUUGCCAGGCCUGGAGCCUGGAAGAGGGUAGGCACUUGGUUAAUGUUUACUGAAGGAAAGACACUGGUAGGUAGGGUUUAAAAAUUGCAAACUCUUGACUGACACCCAAAUGCUGGUCAUUGGAUUUCUAGAUCAAAGGCUGCCUUUUGGAACCAACUGCAGAGUCUUUUUCAUGAGCACAUGCCCAGCCCCGUUAGAACAUCCUGGCAGGGUGUCCAGCCAUGUGUAGUUUUUGAAGUUCCUCGGUGGUUCAGAUACAAUCCCUUAUACAACCACAGGAUCUGGUUAUCUCUGUGAUCCCUGCUGGUGCUGACACUGUGAUGUUUUCACCUGAAAAUGAAAGGUCGCCUUCAAUCAAAUGUGAUGGCGUAACAAGGGCAGUAAACUCUGAUUCCUGUCUUUACAGUUGAUAUUAUUAUUCAAAUUUUAAAAACACGCAAGCCGUCAGGUCGGCGUUUCCUCAAGCACGUCUUGUGGACCCGAAGUGCUAUGAGAUGCUCUGAAGAAAGUGCUCUGUGGUCCAAUGUGUUUCUGUGGUGCAUGCUGCCCCCUCCCCUCAAAUGAGAGACUUACAGCCUUCAUUGUCGUGUGUCAUUCUGUCAGUUCUGCCGCAAUAAGACCUAGUUAACCCGAUAUCCCAAAUACACUGACCCUGAAACCCUCUUACUUAUGGGACGUUGUUAAUGUCCUACAGGAGCACAGUAGCAGGUGUCUGCCCUGGUGCAGACUAGACAGCCAGAACCAAACUGGAGAAUUAAUUACAGGAUCUUACUAGUAACUAUGUUUUAUUAUACUAUCAAAUAAAACUAUAAAUUUCACUCAAUAAAUCUA
Equus quagga is the source of this 6590-nucleotide messenger RNA. It is a transcript of the gene RIGI, whose product is annotated as RNA sensor RIG-I. Bases 16 to 3081 code for a protein of 1021 amino acids. NCBI's taxonomy places the organism in Eukaryota, Metazoa, Chordata, Mammalia, Perissodactyla, Equidae. The record is from RefSeq and is a predicted model, not a curated record. The transcript has 18 exons. Gene Ontology annotation, cellular component: cytoplasm. Gene Ontology annotation, molecular function: double-stranded RNA binding; single-stranded RNA binding; ATP binding.